CCACACGCCUCCCCUCCGUCAGCUCCUACAAUGGUCUUUUCCAGCUCCGCUUAUCACAGCAGAAUUUGUAACAUGCCAUAAUUUCUUAACCGGUGCGUGUGGACCCCCGGAAAUCAGAUGUCAUUACCCGACCCGGCUAAUUUGGCGAUCGUUCCUGCUCUUUUGUUUUUUGACAAUGCCAGCGGCGGGGACCAGCCGCACCUUUAGGAUCGUAUCCUCGGCGUCGCUGGCUCUUUGCACUGAAGAAGCCUACUAGGAUUGUCCGCUUCAUGGUAUAGCUUGCACAGACUGCAGUUGUCAUUGAUCUGCGGCCAGAGCCUCUGCUGAUAGUAAAGGAACAAAUUCAGAGCAAAGAUGAUGUGUGAAGUGAUGCCCACGAUCAGCGAGGACACGGCGCUGAGCCAGCGCGGCUCUCAGAGCAGCGCCUCAGACCCGGACUCACAUUUUGAGCAGCUUAUGGUUAAUAUGCUGGACGAACGGGACCGGCUGUUGGACACAUUGAGGGAAACCCAGGAGAGCCUCGGUCUGGCCCAGCAGCAUCUACAGGAUGUCAUCUAUGACAGAGACUCGCUGCAGCGGCAGCUCAGCUCCGCCCUGCCACAGGAGUUUGCAGCACUAACCAAGGAGCUGAACGCCUGCAGGGAACAGCUGCUGGAGAAAGAGGAAGAGAUAUCUGAGCUCAAAGCCGAGAGGAACAACACCAGGUUACUGCUGGAACAUCUUGAGUGCCUGGUGUCCAGACACGAGCGGUCACUUCGUAUGACUGUGGUCAAGAGGCAGGCUCAGUCUCCUUCAGGGGUCUCCAGUGAGGUCGAAGUUCUUAAAGCACUCAAAUCCUUGUUUGAACACCAUAAAGCCCUAGAUGAGAAGGUAAGAGAAAGACUACGAGUGUCACUGGAGAGGGUGUCUGCCUUGGAGGAGGAGCUCACAGCAGCCAAUCAGGAGAUUGUGGCCUUACGGGAACAGAAUGCUCACAUCCAGAGAAAAGUGGCAUCAGGUGAGGGAGGAGAGGACAUUUUGGAGGGCAGUGAAGCUCAACAGAAGGUCCAUGGCAAGCGUCUGUCCAAUGGCUCUCUGGAGCCGGCCCAUGAGGCGAGUCAGGUGGUCGAGCUGCAGGACCUGCUGGAGAAGCAGAACUACGAGUUGGCCCAGAUGAAGGAGCGCAUGUCCUCCCUCUCCUCCCGGGUUUCCGAGGUGGAGCAGGAGCUCGAGACCGCCCGCAAGGACCUCAUCAAGUCAGAGGAGAUGAACAACAAGUACCAGAGGGACAUCAAAGAGGCCAUGUGUCAGAAAGAAGACAUGGAGGAACGGAUUGUCACGCUGGAGAAACGUUACCUGAGUGCCCAAAGAGAAGCCACCUCUGUGCAUGACAUCAAUGACAAACUGGAGAACGAGUUGGCCAAUAAGGAGGCAUUCCUCAGACAGAUGGAGGAGAAGAACAGACAACUACAGGAGAGGUUGGAGCUUGCAGAACAGAAACUCCAGCAGACCAUGAGGAAGGCUGAGACACUCCCGGAGGUGGAGGCUGAACUAGCCCAGAGGAUAGCAGCUCUCACCAAGGCGGAAGAGCGUCACGGGAGCAUUGAGGAGCGAAUGAGGCACUUGGAAUGCCAGCUGGAGGAGAAGAACCAGGAGCUGCUGAGGGCUCGGCAGAGGGAAAAGAUGAAUGAAGAGCACAAUAAGCGACUCUCAGACACAGUGGACAGACUCCUCACUGAGUCCAACGAGCGACUUCAGCUCCACCUGAAGGAGAGAAUGGCAGCUCUAGAAGAGAAGAAUAUGCUAAUCCAAGACUCGGAAACUUACAGAAAACAGUACGAGGAGUCAAUCCAAGAAAAAUCACAGCUGGCAGAGGAUAUUGAGAAACUGAGAUCAGAGCUCGACCAAUUCAGAUUGAGGGCAGGCUCCCUCACAGAACCCACGCUGUCACGAUCCCAUCUGGACACAUCAGCCGAGCUUCGAUUCUCUUUGGGAUCUCUGGCUGAAACCCAGUCGGACCACUACCGCUCAGCAAAGGUCAUCCAUCGACAAAGGAGAGGUCGAAUAGGUCUGCGAGAAACCAAGGCAAAGUCACUGGGGGAGCCUGAAUGGCGCUCACAGCAGUUGGGGGUCCUGGGAGGCCACCACUUUGAGAGCGACACGGAAAUGUCUGACAUUGACGACGACGAUAGGGAGACGUUGUUCAGCUCCAUGGACCUGCUGUCUCCCAGUGGUCACUCCGAUGCACAAACUCUGGCCAUGAUGCUUCAGGAGCAGCUGGACGCAAUCAACAAGGAGAUCCGGCUAAUCCAGGAAGAGAAGGAGUCAACAGAGCUGCGGGCAGAGGAGAUUGAGAACCGAGUGGCCAGCGUUAGCCUCGAGGGUCUAAACCUGGCUCGAAUGCACCACCACGGAGCCUCCAUUACUGCCUCAGCAACUGCCUCCUCGCUUGCCUCCUCUUCUCCACCCAGCGGACACUCCACACCUAAGCUUGAUCCUCGAAGCCCUGCCCGGGACAUGGAGCGCAUGGGGGUCAUGACACUGCCCAGUGAUUUGAGGAAACACAGGAGAAAGAUAGCAGCGGUGGAUGAGGAUGGCCGCGAGGACAAGGCCACCAUUAAGUGUGAGACAUCCCCCCCUCCGACGCCACGCACUGUCCGAAUGACACACACACUGCCAGCCUCCUCGCACAACGAUGCACGAGGGAUUGUGGCUUCUUUAGAGGCUGAAGCCAGUGCCCUAAGUAGUGUAGCCAGCAGCCAGGACUCCCUCCACAAGCAGCCAAAGAAGAAGGGCAUUAAAUCCUCCAUCGGACGAUUAUUUGGCAAGAAGGAAAAAGGCCGACUGGCACACCUAGCACACAGACAGGUCAUGGUAGAUCCACAAGCAACAAUGAUGGAUUCAGACAUGGCGGGCCAGGACAUGGGGGUGAGCAAGUUGGGCACUCAGGCUGAGAAGGACCGCAGAUUGAAAAAGAACGGACACGAGCUGCUGGAGGAGGCUAGGAGAAAGGGUUUACCUUUUGCCCAGUGGGACGGUCCUACUGUUGUUGCGUGGCUGGAGUUGUGGUUGGGGAUGCCGGCCUGGUACGUGGCAGCAUGUCGUGCCAACGUGAAGAGCGGCGCCAUCAUGUCGGCCCUAUCUGACACCGAAAUCCAGAGGGAGAUCGGAAUCAGUAACCCUCUACACCGCCUCAAACUUCGCUUGGCAAUCCAGGAAAUGGUCUCCCUCACCAGCCCCUCAGCCCCGCCCACCUCCAGAACCCCAUCAGGCAAUGUAUGGGUGACCCAUGAGGAGAUGGAGACCCUGGCAGCCCCUUCCAAAACGAAGUCAGAGUCUGAAGAGGGCAGCUGGGCACAGACUCUUGCCUAUGGUGACAUGAACCAUGAGUGGAUAGGGAACGAGUGGCUGCCCAGUCUAGGACUACCUCAGUACCGCAGCUACUUCAUGGAGUGCCUCGUGGAUGCCCGUAUGCUGGACCACCUCACCAAGAAGGACUUGAGGGUGCACCUUAAAAUGGUGGACAGCUUCCACAGAACAAGUUUACAGUACGGGAUCAUGUGUCUGAAGAAGCUCAACUAUGACAGGAAGGAGCUGGAGAGACGCAGGGAGCAAAGCCAGCAUGAAAUGAGAGACGUCCUGGUGUGGAGUAAUGAGCGGGUCAUCCGCUGGGUGCAAAGCAUAGGCCUGAGGGACUACGCCAACAUCCUGCUGGAGAGCGGUGUGCAUGGAGCUCUGGUUGCCCUGGAUGACAACUUUGACUACAGCAGCCUGGCACUGCUCCUCCAGAUCCCCACACAAAACACUCAGGCACGUCAGAUUCUGGAGCGAGAGUACAAUAAUCUGCUGGCGUUAGGCACUGACAGAAGACUGGAUGAGUGCGAUGACAAAGACUUCCGAGGCCCAUCGUGGCGGAGGCAGUUCCCUCCCCGGGACAUCCACGGUAUCAGUAUGAUGCCUGGAUCAGCAGAAACGCUCCCUGCUGGAUUCCGUCUCACUGCAACAUCCGGUCACUCCAGAAGACUGCCCCCCGAGGUCCUCUAUGAGGCGCUGGAUGACAGUCCUGACGACAUGUAUUUGGAUUGGUUUCAAGGUCAGCCCAUCUGAAGGUCCUGGGCUUGUUGGCCCUGCGUGUGUUAAUAUUAUUUGUAGUAUUAGUCUACAUAUAUUCCCUCCUCUUUACAUGGUCUCUGCCAACCACUGUCCUGCUGUAUCUCUCCUUUUCUUCGUGGUCUCUCACCCUCGCCUCUCUUUUCUCUUUCUAUAAUUAGCUCUCUUUAAUAUCCAACUCCAAGGGUAUUGUUUUGCAGAGCUGCAAAAUAGAUGUCCUUUCACCCUGGUAGUUAAAAACAAACUAGGGGUCAAGUUAUGGAUUAGGACCCAUGCUUGUUGGUUUAACCCUUGAAGUAAUGAAGCAGCAAAACAAAAAGUGGCUGAGCGGUGCUAUGUAAGUUGGCCUGAAUCAGGAGGUUUACAUAGGUGAACAGUACAAGUUGAAUGUUUUACAAACUAAAACUGACAGUUUGUGCGAUUCCUCAACCCUUUACUGUUAAAAGAGGACUCUGGCUAAAACAGUCUUAAUAUUAAAGGGCAAUGCUGGUUUGUGAAAUUUGGGUAAUCACUGUAGUUUUGUCUUAGUUUGUUUUUUUUAAAAUGGUAAUAUUGUUCUUGCUAAAGAAAUUGCUGAGAUUUGGGAGCAUUAGACUACUACUCUUCCACUACACAGAAAGUUGAACCUCAAUAAAAAUAAUGGAAGUCUGCCAAUUUGAUGACAAACCCUGUAUUUAAGAGAGUGAGAUCUGAAAGCAUAAACUGGGACACAAGUUAAACCUUAAACCACAGAGAUUGACGUAGAUGCUAAAAAAGGACAGAGCUGAACAGAAAGACCCUCCACAGUUUAGCACAGUUCAGACACUGAGCACGGGUGCUGCUUUGCACAGUGGAUUAUCCCCAAAAAACCUACAAAAAAGUUUAAAAGCACUGCAUAAUUCUGCAUUGAUGCUGCAUAGCCAGACAGCUAUAACAUGACUGCAUGUGGUAGCUGUCUGUCACCAGGAGACAGUGUCACAAAUGACUAAUAUAGUCUAAUUUUGUUCAUUUUGGUUAAAGUAAACUCUCUACUGUAAAACUACUUAUUAAACUACCUAAUGAAUGAGUAAUUGUUUGUUUUAUCUUGAAAGGUUUUGGGCUGUUAGGGGAUCAGUUUAAAACCUGUGUGAUCACCACACUGCUCUGAACUACCCUUUGUUGCCGCAUUUCCAUAUCUCAGCAAUUAAAACAACAGUCAGUUGUCACUUUCAGCUAUACGUGACAGCCUUUAUUAGGAAAAUGAGUUCAACUUUUGAGUAUUUUGAGCUCUUGUAAAUAUUAAAACUAUUCGGCUAUACUUUACCAUUAUGGAUGGGCAGAAAUUUGUAUAAGUCAAGGAAAGUUUUGGUAUUUCAGGUCCUACUAAAAAUGAGUAAACUCAAUCUGCUCAUUAAGACUGUACUAUAUAUCCUAUAUGCACACUAUAUAACUCAAGAUCACAAUAAACCAGAAUUAUCCUUUAAAGGAAAUCAUUAUCAAUUAUGCCAUGCAGCUAUACUUGAUGGGAACUCAUCAAAAUAUACUGAUUUUUGGCCAGCGUUCUCUUCUAACAAGGUGUUCCCAAUAACACAGAAACAGCCUUCAUGUGUUCCUCUGUCUCUACUCACUCUGUCCCCUGAUCUGUGAUGUCCACAGCUCACUGAUAUCUAGUCGCUGGUGAUGUCCACUCAAAACAGGAACUUCCUUUGAGUGAUCCAUGACUACUUCUAUGACGGUGUCACUACAAGUAACUGCCAUUGUGUGGAAAAAGGAAGACAAUGCUCCUGCAAUAGAGGAAACUAUAUAGUUUCAGGCCCACAGUGACCACUACCAUGAUCGAAGUUUUUUGACUCUUCCACCUACUGAAUUGGAUGACCUCAAAAGAGCAACCAAUGACUUUGCAUUUUCAUACAAUACUUUGUCUUGCAGUUCUUGCAUGUUAUGCAGCUUUGCACAAUUACCUCAUUGUCAGGUAGAAGUAAAGAUAGAAUCAGAUGCUAUGGCUAGAUCUCGCCCACAUAUGUGAAGGGAUGCAGAGACAAAACAACAUGGUAAAAUAGAAGUGAAGAAUACAACAUGUACGGUACUUUUUUGAAGUUUCUCACGUGACUCCAAAAGCUGUCCACCACUUUGGAUGUGAUACAACCUUAGCCGGGUUCCUGGUUAGUUACUGGGUGAAAUCAGCUGCAAAGAAGUUGCUGCACCAAAAACUUCCUAGUGAUUGUUUUUGGUGGUGAGGGCUGCCUGUAGUUUUCAUUGGUUUUCUGUAAAUAGUCGCUAAGAAUAAU
Oreochromis niloticus (Nile tilapia) is the source of this 6335-nucleotide messenger RNA. RefSeq names its product PTPRF interacting protein alpha 2 (gene ppfia2). The record is from RefSeq and is a predicted model, not a curated record. Gene Ontology annotation, biological process: synapse organization. Gene Ontology annotation, molecular function: protein binding. NCBI's taxonomy places the organism in Eukaryota, Metazoa, Chordata, Actinopteri, Cichliformes, Cichlidae. The transcript has 31 exons. The coding region runs from base 355 to 4086 and encodes 1243 amino acids. Gene Ontology annotation, cellular component: presynaptic active zone.